UCUGUGCUUGUCUCGCUCUCUCUCGGGAUCGGAAGCCAAGUCCGCGUGGUGGUGGUGCGCGCGCGCGGGUAUGAAGAAGAAGAGCGGCGGCUGCGGCGGGUGCCUGGGCGCGCCGGUGCGGGCGCUGUCGCGGGCGUGCGACUCGGCCUGCGACCUCUACAUGCGCGGCAUGUCCGGGUGCGCCCGCCGCGUGCCGUCGGGGUCGUCCGUGGGCGUCGUGGGCCGCGGGUUCGGCGGGGCGGGCGCCGCGACCCUGCGCCUGCGGGUCGUCAGCUCGGACGGCGCCGACGGUAGCGACCUCGUCCGCGCCGCGGCCGCGGCCAAGCGCCACCAGCGCCGCGUCGCGGCCGAGCCGGCGGAGGAGAGCGCCGGCGGCAAGGCCCCGAUCAUCAGCGCCGCGGCGCCGGCCGCCUGCGCCUGGGCCCCGGCGCGGAAGAAGGGCGGCGCGGCGGCCAUGGGAACCAUCGCCGAGGACGAGCCGUGCGAGUUCGGCCCCGACGGCGCCUGCGCCGUUGCCCCCUCGCUGAAGCCGCCGGGCCGCGCCGGGUUCGGCGCCGUCAAGGCGGGCGACGGCGUGUUCGCACGCUGACGGAUGCAUCAUGCAUGCGAAGCGACGCGUACUGAUCGUGGUCGUCCUGCCUGCCGGUGCAAUACUGCAGAACUAGCUUCUUCGUUCGAGGCGCAACUAGAUCUCCCCAUUUUUCUUUCUCUCUCCCAUAUCCUUUAUCGUCUUGCUGUGUAAAUUAUUAUUCUAUGUAUAGUUGAUAAGAAAUCUAGCGUGAGUGUGACGUGAUCCUCAGAAA
Molecule: messenger RNA, 803 nt
Organism: Panicum virgatum (switchgrass)
Lineage: Eukaryota; Viridiplantae; Streptophyta; Magnoliopsida; Poales; Poaceae
Exons: 1
Coding region: 71-589 (172 amino acids)
Source: RefSeq, a predicted model, not a curated record